Drosophila innubila is the source of this 441-nucleotide messenger RNA. It is a transcript of the gene l(3)neo43, whose product is annotated as cytochrome c oxidase assembly protein COX16 homolog, mitochondrial. Gene Ontology annotation, biological process: mitochondrial respiratory chain complex IV assembly. The record is from RefSeq and is a predicted model, not a curated record. NCBI's taxonomy places the organism in Eukaryota, Metazoa, Arthropoda, Insecta, Diptera, Drosophilidae. Bases 40 to 360 code for a protein of 106 amino acids. Gene Ontology annotation, cellular component: mitochondrial inner membrane. The transcript is spliced from 2 exons.
GGUUUUGUUUUAUCAUUUCAUAACAAUAACACAAAUAAAAUGUCUUUUAUAGAAAAGUUGAAUUAUUAUAGUAAAAGAAAAUCAUUUAAAUAUGGCAUACCCUUUCUAAUUAUGAUGGUGGCUGGCUCAUUUGGAUUACAACAGUUUUCCAAUCUUAGAUAUCAAUAUGCUAAAAAGCAGCCGGUGACACCUGAAGAAAUGAAGAAAUAUGGCGUGAGUAUGAAGAAACGCCAAGAAGUAACGCUUGAAACAGAAUAUGAUAAAGUUAAAUCCAUUGAUAUUGACAAUUGGUCCAACAAGCGCGGUCCGCGCCCCUGGGAAGAGGAGGAACUCACAAAGUCGGUAACGGCAAAACAAUAACUACAAGACAUAUUGUGAUUUAGGCGAUAAUGUUUAUUAAGUGACAGCUUGUAAAUAAAAUUAUAAAUAAUCUUUAAAAUG